CGUAUGAAUGAGUUGGAAAGUGUACGCGCGUACGCUUCAGAGGGAAAUAAUAUAGGUGGAAUGCGUUAGCGUGGUAAUAGUGGUAGUGUAACCGCAGCAAGAGGCAAGCAAACAAACAACGUCGUCGUCAACUAUUGCGAGUGUCGAACGGGAUGACGGAAUAGAAACUACUGCGACGCAGACGAUGGUUGUGUUGUGUGUGGCUGCGGUUGUUGACGAUGACCGUCUUCGUGGCAAAAUAUUGACGACAACUGUGGUUUAGAAAUCGAUGAUUGAUGCAAGCAGUACGUAAAGUGGGGGCUUGAAACGAGAGCGAAAAAAUGGUUCAUUUAGUCCAUUUCAAGCAGAGGCUCCAGCAAAGAGUGUCAUAAAACAAGCAAAUUGUUCAUACACUUCCAUUGUGGUAAUCGAAAUCAAAAAUAAAACUUCCACCAGGGUUUUUAAGUGCAGUGAAGUGAGUGAGUCUGAGCUUUAGUGCUUUUGUAGGCUAAUUGCAUGACGAAUAGAAUUGAUCUUGAAGGCGAGAAAAUGUUUAAUCAGUUUGUGUGCUGAAAAAAGUAUACGAAAAAGUGCAUCGAAAACGAAGGCGCAAGCGGAAAUCCAGAAAAAAAGAGCAAAUAACAAUAAGAAAACUCGUGUACCGGAAGUGGAAUUGUAAAAUAUUAAGAUAAUAUGACAGAUGAGCUUACAUCGAGAGGAAAAGAGAUAUAGUAUUGUGCUGUACCACAGUUGAAAUAAAAGAGGAACGCAACAUCGAGCGGGAACAUCGGUUGCGCUUACUAUUGCUGGUGUGUGCGGUGAUCGAUGGUCGACCAAUUUCUGGCAAAUCGAACCUUGGAGAAGCGGCACAUAAUCACGACGCAGCAUAACAAACAAAGUCAGGUCGCGCCAGUCGAGGUGUGGUGUGUGUGUGUGUGUGUGUGUAGUGCGUAGAAAGUGCGACUGCGCAGUAGCUGAGUAAGAUAAACCACCACCCCAGACGGGCAGGGAGAACUACCAAACGUGUGCGCAUCGACAUCAUCAUCAUUCGCAGUCAGUCGGCGCAAAGUUUGUGUGUCCGCGUAGUAGUGCCCAAAUGCGUACGAUUGUGCAGCUACAGCAGAAGCAGGAACGUCGUCGCAGACAUCGCCAGUCGUAGACGAACGAUCGGAUCGGACACUCAUGGGGGGCAAACAAAGCCGCCUCCAGCGAGAGCAGAAGCAUCAGUUACGGAAGCAAAAGAAGGAGAAAAAAGCAGCGAAACGUGUCGUGGAGGAGGAGAAGGCAGCUGCUGUGGGGGGCAGCGGCAGUAGUAGCGGUAGUGGGCUAAGGGAUAAACUGGUCGUAACGACUACCGAGCACCUGGUGCAGUGUAACACGGGCCCGCACAGCAGUGCGUCAGAUGUCGCACCGAUUGUUGGGUCGGCGCUGAACGUAACCGAACGUGACAUCGAGGGACGUACCGAGUGCAGCACCAGCUCGACGGAGGAGGACGGUGAAGAAGACGGCACUAAAAGCUCCGUUACCAUUACGAUUUGCAUGCUGAAAAUGGAACCAAAUGCCGCCAGCGCGGUGGAGACAGAGGAGCACACAUCGACGGUGGCGGAGGAAGUUGGAGGUGUUGGAGCUGGACCUGCGGAAAGCGAUGUCACUAUUGCAGACGACUUACUUUCUCGGCGACCACAACAGUGUGCCUGCCUUGAGAAUGGUAAUGUUGGAGCCUGCACAACAGAGUCAGACAGUGCGUGCGGUUGCACCACUACCGGAUCGAUCGACAAUCGGUUGAACAAUAACGAGCUUUCGGCGCCUACACCUACAACGACAUCGUCGCCAGCCGUCACCAACACAACGAUGUCGUCUUCCAAUGUUCCGAGUCCAGGUGCAGUACCGGCGGCGGCGACGACACCCCAGCCAGCACUGUCGUUUAUGAUCGGUGGACACGAUCCUGCCACGAUCAGCCAUCUGUUGCAUCGGUUGCGGCAUUUGCACCAUCACCAUCACCAUCAUCUGCACCACCAUCACCAUCACCAUCUGAUGCAUCUGCAUCACCAUCUGCACCAUCACCAUCAUCCAGUGACGGGUGGCGGCGGUAUCGCUGAUUUGCCAGCCGAUCUGGUGUCUCCCAGCAAUAGCACAAUCGACUGGAGACAGCAUCAGUGGAUCCCUGCUGGGAUGAUGGUUGGUUCUAGCAAUGGUGCGAUAGCGCGCCCUGCAACCGAAAGCCCUGCCGCCAGUGGAGCAUCCACCGUGACACCGGCUUCAACCGCCAGCCAGCUCUUUAUGGACAUCGAUAUCGAUCUGAAGGAUAAGCUGGAGGGUUUGAAGUUGGGACCGGCUGCUGCUACUGCCACGGCAGGACAGCGAAGCAGCAACAAUAACGUGACGGAGGAAAGCGGCGAACAUCCGUACAGUGUUGGUGAAUGUCCGACGUGCUGUGCCAUGGCUAUGGCUGCCAAUGCAUCUUCUGGCAGUGGUUCGCUGGGCGGUGUUGGAUCGCUUGGCAGUAGUGGUGGCGGUGGAUCCGGUGUUGCGGGUUCCGUUGCAAAUGGGACGAACAUGUACAACGGCAAUGUUGGCGAGGUGGAGGAGAAGAUUCUCAACACUAGUAACCAACCGGCGGUAACACCUGCGGUGGCAACCGGUGGCGUAAAUGUGCCAGAACCGGCUGCUGCUGCUGGUCCUGCUGUGGCGGUAACUUCACUAGCGACGGCGAUGGAUAACAGCACGACCGUCUCCCAAGCGAACGAUCAGAUUUCAACAGCGCCGGACAACACUAAAGCUGGAUCAUCAUCAGUGGCAACUUCAUCUGCCGUCGGUGGUAGUACUACUACUGCUGCAGCAGCGGCGGCGGCGGCAGCACCCAUCGCCAGUGGGAGGGAGGAGGAUGUCGAACGGACCGUAGCGUUGGAGGACAAUUCCUCGAACCCGACAACAACAGCACCAGCAACUCCGACCAGUAGCAGCAGCGCGGCGGCUUCGACGAGUUCAGCAAACACGACCAGUGACAGUCCACCAGCAACCACGGUCACGUCUGGUAGUGUUACUGCUACGGCUGCUACAUCAUCGUCGUCGUCGUCGUCGUCGACGUCUACUAAAACAACAACGACCACAGCAGCAUCGUGUUGCAACCGGAAGUCAUCAUCUUCCACCGCGUCCACACUGUUCGGUUCCUUAUCGUUCGCUGGUCGGCGAUCGCGCUCGUCUAACGCACGGUCCGGAAGUUGCUGUGCUAACAGCACAACUCCCGCCGAAGGUGUGUCACCGCCCGAGCAGCAGCACCAAAAGUCCCGCAUCUCUUGGAUACCGGGCAGUGGACACAAGCAGCAACGUGCCAGUAACGGUUCGAAAAAUGUUCGCCCCAAUGACACGCCAACUUCCGGCGGUGGUGGUAAAUCGAAAAAAUCUAACUGGCCCUUCUCGCUGAAGUCAUCCAGCGGUGGUGGGUCCUCGCAAUCGCGCACCAACGGCACAGUGACGGGUGUCCACAAGCAGACGACCAAAGCCGCACCGGUGACAGCAGCGGGAGGGUCCGCAGUGAACAGUGGUUGUGCGUCAACGGGCACCACCGCGGGCAUGAUGUCCGUGGACAUGUGCAACAGUAUUGUGUCGGCGACCGUUGGAAGUGGGCCGAUGCUUCGCGGAAACUCGCUGUUAGCUUCGGCGAAACUUUUGAAAGGCGAAACGGAUAAGGAUGACUCGUGCGUUUGUACGGCUUACCGGAAGGUGAGCGAAUCGCCUCCACCGCCAUCAUCGCCUGCGCCGACAUCAGCAGCAGCAGCAGCAGGACCAUCCCGUGUUGCUGCCAGCCCCAGACCGGCCGAAUCGGUCGAAUGGUUAGAGGAAGCGAUACAAGGAACCGGGCUGCUACCACUCAAUCUCCAUAUGCUAAGCUCGCUCCGAGCCGGCAACGCCGCUAGUAGUAGCCCAUCGCCAUCCGCAGCACAAUCGAUAGCUGGUGGCGCGCCGAUGAUAUCACUCAGCCCAGAGCCAAUACCUGCUUCGUUGCUGUCGAACCAUCACCACCAUCAUCAUCACGCGAUGGCUGCCGCCCUGGUUGCCGACCAUCAUCCGUCGUUCUUCUUCUCGACUGCGCCCGGUCCUUCCAAUCAUCACCACGGACCGGUGGCGGCGGGGUCCGGUGUUGGCGGAACGGCAGCAGCAGCGGCAGGUGCACUAUUCGGCACUCUUCCCCUCGGAUCGAACCACUCGGCUGCCAGCGAUGUGAUACUGCUGUCGGAUUCACCCGUUCUGUUUGAUCUCACCAGCGAUGACUUCUCGGUGGAAGAUUGUGACGAACGGGCCCGCAUCCAGCGGGAGCUGGAAAUCCGCGAAGGUGUAGAUGCACCGCCCAACUUCCACCCGCGUCGCCUCAUGUCCGGCGGCACGAUCGCGUCCGGACCGGCCGCAAACCAUCCGAUCGCGUUCAUCUACUCCCGCGACCUAAUGCAGCGAGGGCUGCUGAUGGCGAACAAGCUGAUACAGCCGCUGGAUGCGGCCGGUGCGUGUGCGGCGGGCCGGGCCGGGUUCGGCCGGUUGCGCAUCCAUUCGCAGGUCGAUUUCAUCCACUGUCUGGUGCCGGAUUUGCAGAAAAUUACCAGCUGCAGCUUUUACUGGGGCAAGAUGGAUCGGUACGAGGCGGAACGGUUGCUCGAGGGUAAGCCGGAGGGUACCUUCCUGUUGCGCGAUUCGGCCCAGGAGGAGUUCCUGUUUUCGGUGUCGUUCCGCAAGUACAACCGGUCGUUGCACGCUCGGAUAGAGCAGUUCAAUCACAAGUUUAGCUUCGACUCACGCGAUCCGGGUGUGUUUACGGCCUCGACCGUAACGGGACUGCUGGAACACUACAAGGAUCCGUCCUGUGUGAUGUUUUUCGAACCGAUGCUAACGUUCCCGCUGAAUCGUAACUUUAGCUUCAGCCUGCAGCAACUCUGCCGGGCAGUGAUCGUGAGCAAUACGACGUACGACGGGAUUAACGAGCUGACGCUACCAAAGUCACUGAAGUCAUAUCUGAAGGAGUAUCACUACCGGCAGCGGGUUCGCUUUCGGCCCAUGGACGAGCAUCUCUACUCCAACGCGUAGCUGCUCGAUGGUGACGUUUACGACCCGGCUGACGAGGAGCGCGAUGACGACGAUGAUGACGAAGAUGGUGUCACACGCGCUGGAAAACGUUCCAACAAUGGAGCUUCGUGCUUUCUUCGGGAAAAAACGGGCCAAAGAUACAAACCAACGGCUGCUGCGGUAGUGAUGAGAUGUUUGGUGAAAAGUUCCGGUGCUCACCAUUACUACUACGCCAUCCAUCCGCUACCGGUGAAGCUGGGAAAGCGGGGUAAUGGAUCGUUUCAAACCGUAGCCCGAAGACCGUGCGGCAAAAUGAUGAAGAUACAAUCGUUGGGUUACCGGUGGCGUAAACGGCUACAUCUGCAAGGUAACGCUGUCCGAGCUUCUGCUAGUAGAUCGCAUCAGCAGCAUCCAUCGACAUCAUCAGCGUGUUCGUCUGCUUCGUCGCACUGGAUGAUCGUACUAAAGCGGUUCCUUAAGCGCCGGCAAAGGAGAAUGUCCUAAUUUUGCUUUUGGCGCACUUUUUUUUUUUGUUUUGUUUUUACUGUAUUUGUGUGCGUGUGUGUGUCAGAGAAGAUCGAUAGAUGAUCGUUGCGUGUGUUUGUUUGCUUAUGUGUGCUUCUCUUUCUUUGUAGCAUUUUUUCUGUUAUUAAACUUAAAUUCACAAUUGAGAGCACAAUGGAGCUGUAGCUAAAGAGAGAUAUAGAACGCAAGAGGAUUACUGUCGAAAACGGUACACACACGCACACAACCUUAUCACUUUCGUAUCCUUUCCCUUCCCAAAUCCUCACUCAUCCUCCCCAUUUACCUAAGGUGGUUGAAAAAGGGCACUACAGUAGUGUAGGUGUAUUAGUAAAUUAUUUUGCAUUUCCAUUCCAUCCGUUUCCUUCGACAUAGAAAAGGGGAGAGUUUAGUUAACCAAAAACAAUAGAAGUAGAAAAGUGGGCAGUCAAACAGUCUGUGUAUGUACUGUUGUAGUGUAACGACCACCAGAAUCAGUAUUUCAGUAGCGAAUGCGUUUAGAUCCAGCGAGCCCUAGCAAAAACCCGUUUAUCUCCCGUUCAUGCUUUCCCCAGUUGUCUAGAGCGAGAAAUUGUAUUGUGUUUGUUUUGUGUAAUAGUGUUUAGCGAUAGACAAACAGCAGCGUACGCGUAUUUAUUACACCGUAGUCGUUAUGGGAAGGAUUUUACAUACCUAAGCAAUUUAGAGAAGAAAGGACAGUUAUGACAGUUAAAAACAGAUGGAGCAACGGAAUGCACGUGCACACCGCACUGUUGUGUGCAUUGAGAGAAGAACAAUGAUUUACUUACGUUUAUAAGCGCUCCCCUAGCCAGAAUUAUCGUUGUACAAUGGAUUGUGUUUUAAGUGGAGAUUAGUUUAAUAUUUAGUUGUUGCUUUCGCGGUGCACCAAGCGCGGCCGGAAGAGUUUAGUCUAAAUUUAAUGUAAAGGUGAGAGAGGGGUGUAGAAAAAUAUGCGGGGGGAUACAGAUGUCUCACAGUGUGUGUAAGCUCGUGAAGAACUGAAAAGAAAAACAGGAUGAAAUAUGAGACACGAUUUAAAAAAAUACACUCAUAUUCCAUGGAAAUAUCUAAACAAAAAUGUAAAGUAAAAUCAAUCUCUAGUUGUGGAAAGAAGAGAGAAUCGUACAACUCUGUUCAUCAAAAUACUGUUCUGAACGAUUUAUACACCAGAAAAGCGCGAGAGUGAGGUACGUUUGGCUGGCCGCGAGCGAGAAAAGGCCUUGUGAAGUCACUUAGUGAAAUGUGGAUGUGGUAAUAAGGCUCUUAAAAAGCUACACACGAACACAAGCCACACUAAAAAAAAAA
Molecule: messenger RNA, 6861 nt
Organism: Anopheles stephensi (Asian malaria mosquito)
Lineage: Eukaryota; Metazoa; Arthropoda; Insecta; Diptera; Culicidae
Gene: Socs36E
Product: mucin-19
Exons: 7
Coding region: 1162-5055 (1297 amino acids)
Biological process (GO): phosphatidylinositol phosphate biosynthetic process; intracellular signal transduction
Cellular component (GO): phosphatidylinositol 3-kinase complex
Molecular function (GO): 1-phosphatidylinositol-3-kinase regulator activity
Source: RefSeq, a predicted model, not a curated record